CGCCCCGCUCUACGCGCGCCCUUUGUACGAGUCCGCGCCUGCGCAAUGAUUUCACCGAGUUUGACGGUCGGGUUGGUGGCUGGAAAUAAACAGGAUAGAAAAGCUAGUUGUAUUUUUUGACAUCUUGAAUAAAAAGAGACCGGAGCUCGACUGCUGGAGGAUUUGGGGGCCGCUCGCUGGGGGGACAGUCAUGGCGGGGGUGGGAGCGAAGGGGACAAGGCCAGGGCUCCCGGGUUUAUGGUGGAAAAGCUGCUCCUUUCACGCCGUGUUGUGGCUCGUGUUGUGGCUCGUGCUGUGGCUCGUGGCUGUGUGUGCAGAGGAGAGGAGCUUUGUGGUGGAGACGUGGUUGAAGAACUAUGGCUACUUACUCCCACAUGACAUCCGGACGUCAGACUUGCGUUCGGAGAAAGCCAUGCAGUCAGCAGUUGCUGCAAUGCAGCGGUUCUAUGGCAUCCCGGUGACUGGAGUACUUGACCAAACAACCAUAGAGUGGAUGAAGAAACCUCGGUGUGGGGUUCCUGAUCACCCUCAGCGGAGGAGAAAUAAGCGCUAUGCUCUCACUGGUCAAAAAUGGAGAGACAAAAAAAUCACAUAUAGCAUACACAACUUCACCCCUAAGGUAGGUGAGAAGGACACGCAGAGGGCGAUCCGGCAGGCGUUUGAUGUGUGGCAGACUGCAACCCCGCUGACCUUUCAGGAAGUGGCCUAUUCUGAGAUAAAGAAAGAGGGCAAAGAGGCCGACAUCAUGAUCUUCUUUGCCUCAGGGUUUCACGGUGAUAGCUCUCCAUUUGACGGAGAGGGAGGUUUUUUAGCCCAUGCCUACUUCCCUGGCCCUGGAAUUGGAGGGGACACACACUUUGACUCUGACGAGCCUUGGACGUUAGGCAAUGCUAAUCAUGACGGUAAUGACCUUUUCCUGGUGGCAGUGCACGAGUUGGGCCACGCAUUGGGUCUGGAACAUUCCAAUGACCCGAGUGCAAUCAUGGCCCCUUUCUACCAAUACAUGGAGACACAAAACUUCAAACUGCCACUAGAUGACCUUCAAGGCAUCCAGAAAAUAUAUGGUGUCCCAACUGCAAUGUUGGAGCCAACUCGGUCUCUUCCAACCCUCCCACCACGGCGGACUUACUCUCCUUCUGAGAGGAAAAACGACCGUCAGUCCCGUCCUCCUCGACCUCCCUUCGGUGACAGGCCCUCUCCUGGCUCUGGAAAACCCAACAUCUGUGACGGCAAUUUUAACACAGUGGCCUUUUUCAGGAGGGAGAUGUUCGUUUUCAAGGAUCGCUGGUUCUGGCGUUUGCGCAGUAACAAGGUUCAAGAGGGUUACCCCAUGCUGAUUGACCAGUUCUGGAAAGGUCUCCCACCCCGCAUUGAUGCUGCUUAUGAGAGAUCCGAUGGCAAAUUUGUGUUCUUUAAAGGAGACAAGUACUGGGUAUUUAAGGAAGUGACAGCAGAGCCAGGUUACCCGCACAGCCUAGUGGAGUUGGGCAACUGUUUGCCCCGUGAGGGCAUUGACAUGGCACUGCGCUGGGAGCCUGUGGGCAAAACCUACUUUUUCAAAGGUGACCAGUACUGGCGCUACAAUGAGGAAAAGCAUACAGCUGACCCGGGCUAUCCCAAACCCAUCACCGUGUGGAAGGGCAUUCCUGAAGCACCUCAAGGAGCCUUUGUCAGCCGUGAAGGAUUUCACACUUACUUCUACAAAGGAAAGGACUACUGGAAGUUUGACAACCAGAAGCUAACAGUGGAACCUGGCUACCCAAAGUCUAUCCUUAAGGAUUGGAUGGGUUGCGACCAAACAGAAGUGGAGAAGAACAAGGACAGACACCUCCCCCAUGACGAUGUCGACAUCAUGGUUGCCAUAAAUGAUGUGCCAAGCACCGUAAAUGCGAUUGCUGUGGUAAUCCCUUGCAUUCUGUCUCUGUGCAUCUUGGUCCUCAUUUACACCAUCUUCCAGUUUAAGAACAAAAGUGUCCCUCAACCUGUGACCUUCUAUAAACAGCCAGUGCAGGAAUGGGUAUGACAGACUAGGGGACACUGCAAACUUAAACACUAAAAUUGCUAGCGAGGGCUAACAUGACAACGUUCAGAAGCACCUACACAACCAGUGCCUGUUUACUGCAUUGUAAUGCGAGAGGUGGGGAUUGAAACAUUGUUGAGUCCAUGUCUUUCCAUUUGGAACUAAACUUUGACACAAAAAUCUCAAAGAUCUUUUUUUUAAACAUACGAGCCAAAAGCACAGGUUUGCUAGGCUUUAACUGAGUGGUGGAUUGCAGGGACAGGAGCUUAACCAUUGCUUUGGCCUUACACUGCUACUGUAAAACCUUCUUUCCCAUUCUCUCACAACCUGGGAGUCUGAGGACCACCACAGUGAAUUCUAACCAUCAUGUGUCCAAGGAACACAAGAGGAACGGUGGUCAGAUGCCAGCAAAUAUAUGUCCUAUAUAUGCGCUCAACAUGGACUUGUACAGGAAUUUCAAGAAUUAUUGAAAGAAUAUGUCUGAAGAACGAAACAAAAAUAACAAAACGUGAUUCGUUGUUAAAGACAUGAAUAAUGUUGUAGGUAGAAAGGCUGUAGAAAAGAAUACAAAGGGGUUUUGUGUAUCUUGUAGUCUUUUAUCAUGUCGUGGAGAUCUGACUCUUUUUAAAACAUUAGAGAAGCAUUAACGUUACAUUAGUAUAUAUACAGUGGGGUCCAAAAGUCUGAGACCAUGUUGAAAAUCUGGGAUUUUUUUUUUUUUUUUUUAUUUAAAAUUGGAAAUAAACAAAGGGUUUUAGAAUGUUGAAAGAUUUAAAACAAAGAAUGUAAAUGUUCAAUAUCUUGAAUAUUUAAUAUUCAAGCUUCUGCACUAUUUCUAGGUCCUCAUGCCUAAUCUCUUCUGUUGAAACACGUGUUCAGACGACACGCUGAUGGAUUUGAUCUAAAAUGGAUCAUGCCAGCUCGAGUACACACUGUCAUUAAAGCAAAAAAGGGGACAUACAGUGGAUAUAAAAAGUCUACACACCCCUGUUAAAAUGGCAGGUUUUAUGAUGUAAAAAAAAAAAAAGAAAAGAAGUUAAACCAUGUCGGAAUAUUUUUCACCUUUAUUGUGAAAUUGCAACAUAUAAAAUCAAGUGACAAACAACAAGUGUGCACAUCCUUUUAUAAUUUGGAAUGUGGCAGUGUUCAGAAUCAACCAAUCACAUUGAAACUCAAUUUAGAUACUAAUUGAUAUACACCUGCCAUGAAUUAAAGUGACUGAUUAACCCCAAAUAAAGUACAGCUGUUCCUAUAGGACUUUCCUGACAUCUUCUUGGUAACAUCCAACUGGAAAAGCCAUGGGCCACAAAGAGCUUACAAAGCAGGUACAGGAUCUCAUUGUUGAAAAAUAUCAAUCAGGAGAGGGUUACAAAAAAAAAUUCCAAGGUAUUGGAUAUACCAAGGAACACUGUAAAGACAAUAAUCAACAAGUGGAGAAAAUAUGGCACAACUGUGACAUUGUUCUUUUUUUUUUUUUUUUUUUUGCAAACUAGCAAUCUCCCAAAACCAUGUGGAAUAAUAUGUUAUGUUCUGAUGAGACCAAAGUUGAACUUUUUUGGCCAUAAUACCAAAAGAUAUAUUUGGUGCAAAAAAGUAAAAACAUCACAUCCCAAAAAGAUCACCAUCCCCAUGCUGAAACAUGGAGGUGGCAGCAUCAUGCUUUUCCUGCUUUUCUUCAGCUGGAACUGGGGCUUUAAUCAGGGUGGAGGGAAUAACGAAUAACUCCAAAUACCAGUCAAUUUUGGCGCAAAACCUCGAAGAGGAAUUUCACCUUUCAGCAUGACAAUGACCCAAAGCACACCUCCAAAUCAACAAAGGAAUGGCUUCACCAAAACAAGAUCAAGGUUCUGGAAUGGUCCAACCAGAGUCCAGAUCUAAAUCCAAUUCAAAAUCUGUGGGGUGACAUGAAGAGGGCUGUGCACAGGAGAUGCCCAGCCAGUUUGACAGAAUUGAAAUGCUUUUGCCAGGAAGAAUGGCAAAAUAUUGCUAAAUCAAAAUGUGCCAAACUGACUGACUCUUAGCCAAAUUGAUUGAAUGCUGUGAUUAAAUCUAAAGAUGCUUCAAAUAAGAAUUAGUUUAGGGGUGUGCACACUUAUGCAACCAAGUUAUUGUACAUAUUUUUCAUUUUUUUCUCCUAAAAUAAUUCUUAUUGUUUUUAACUUGAAUUUAUAGGUUGCAAUUUCACGAUAAACAUACAGGUUCUGACAUGAUUUAUCUUAGUUUCAUUUUUUUUUUUUUACAUCCCAAAAACCUCCCAUUUUAAUAGGGGUGUGUAGACUUUUUAUAUCCACUGUAGCAAAUACUAAGAAACUCUGACAUUCAUGUAAAUAUUUCAAAGCAUUCAAGUUGUUGUCAGUAAUAUAAUUUGUAAUGAAAAUUAUUGUAUUAAAUUAGAAAUGCAAAACAGAAGCAUUUCCACUAGUGGUCUCAGACUUUUGGACCCCGCUGUAUGUCAUAGGAGAGAGAAUUUUAUGUGGCAUCAUUAAGGAACGUGCAAGUACAGUAUUGUUUUCGGUUGAAUUUAUUUAUUUUUUUUUUUUUGUGGGUUUGAAUUGUGUAGUGGGGAGGCAUCUAAAAAUCUAAACAGUUUAUGAAAGAUUUAACAAAACUCUUUUAUGCAUAUAAUUCCCUUCUGUUACAUAAAGUUAUGGUGAUGUUAACUACCUGACACGAAGAGUCUUAAUGAGAGUGUGUUUUUGCAGUCUGUUUUCACAUUUGAGUAUCAUUUAAAAUUUUGCUAAUGUGGCAUGCCAUAGAUCAAUCAUUUAUACAGAAUAUUAGUAAUUAUUUGUCUUUAAUCCAUUUUGAUGUCCUAAGCCACCACUAUUUCUUAUAUCUGAGUGCAGUGCACAGGCACUAUCAAGUGUCCUUUGGGUGAGUUUUUAUAGAUUUUAUAGAUUUGUUUUUCACUGAUGUAUUGGUCACAUCAUAUCAGCACUGCUAAUGCACCUCCCCCUACAAAUAUGCAAAUAUGUUUGACCUGAAACAUUUUAGUGGCUAAAAGGCCAGUUUUUAAUGUGACAGGCAGACACUGCAGAAUUUCUUUUUCCAAAUAUGCUGGAUUUUGCAUGUGGUACUGACUGUGCUGCAUCUGCAUAACUGUGGGACGUAUAGGUUGUGGUGAUCAUGUUAAUCUUAUCAAAAAUGUAUAUAUCCUUUGUUUAUUCCUACACCGUUCUAUAAAACUUUUGUAAAGUAGCAAUGUACUAGUAUUUCUAUGUGUAACCAACAGUGCAGCACCCCUAGAGGAGUAGUUUAUUCAGGAGUACUAAUUUGGUGAGUGUUAUAAAAUGUUGAUAAAUCCAGUCCAAUCUAAAUUCACUUCAUUCAGUAAUAUUAACAUUCUGCAAAAGUCCUAAGGCAACUUCUAGGAAGCUUCAAUUCCUGUCCAGGGUUGUUUUGAGGCAGACCAAAAUAUUGUAAAGUUGAAAAUAUCACAAGUUCAGGGUCCUCACAGGUGUAGGGUUUGAUCCUGAGCUCAGGUUACUGUCAGUGUGGAGUUUCGCAUGUUCUACCCAUGGCACAUAGUUUUAAACUGGGUCCCUGGUUUUCUCGCACCUGCCAGUAGAUGGACAGGCUACACUAAACUGCCCCUAGAUGUGAAUGAGUGUGUGAUUGUGUGUGUGUGCGCAUGGUGCCCUGUGCACUGGAGUCCCAUCCAGGGUGCAUUCCCAUUUUGUUGCUGGGAUAGACUCCAGAUCCAUCACAAAUCUGACCAUUUGUACAUGCGGCUACUGAAGAAGAAUGAAUGAGUUGCUGCUUAUUGUAUAUUUUGCGUUGUCUUGUUUUAGUUGUUAUUUUGGUAUGUGUUACUCUGAAAGGUUAGCACAUGAUGAUUUCAUCAGAAUAUGUCUCACUGGGGUUUCUUUCUCAUCUCCCACAAUACCUUUGUGAGAAUGACAUAAACCAUGAAAGAAACCUUUGAAAACACUUGAAGUGUAUAUAAAGCAGUAUGUAUUGGCAAACUGGAUUGUUAAAAUACAGUAAGAAAUACCUCUUUUUUUAGAUUUCUGACUAGAUAAAGCUUUCAAUUCUGAAUUUUUGCAUUUCUUGCAAGCCUAAACAUAACGGAUUUUGCCUUUUAAACAUAUGACUACAGCAAUUUUUAACAAUAAAUAAAUACUAUUUUUUACAUUUUUUAACCCAUUUUCUCCCAAUUUUAAUCAUUACCAAGUCUUACCAACUAGCUUGUUCUCUAAUAUCACACGAAGGCUACCAAGCAGGGACGGUUAGGGACAGUACAUGCUUCCUCCAAAACACGUUUGCAAACAGCUGCUCAUGCUGUGUCGCAGGGCAUCUGAACACACUUGGAGGAAAACACUAUCAGCUGAAUACAUAUGGAGGAAAGUGCUAACUGCCCUCUUCCACAUUCAUGAUGGCCACUACUGGUUAGUGUCACUGAUUGGCAUGGGAGAGUAAUACCAUCCUGACACCUAGCCUCUCUUUGAACGCUCUACUGUUGUGCCACUCAUUGUUGACUCUAGUCGCUUUUCAUUUCUCCCACGUAACAUAGUUAUAAUGCUCAAUUUACAGUUCAGUGAGGCAGGAAUCUGGAGUGGGAGGCUAUCUUUGGGUGCAAUUUGUCACCCAGGUUCUAUGUAACUAUUUGUUCUAUCUAGUUACAGCUUUGACACGCAUUAUACUGUAUGUUAUUUCUGUGCCUCCACAGUUGAUGUAUUGGUACCAUAUCAGAAUUGGGCACAGGAAGGUUGUUAUACGCCUUAUGUAUGUUGGCUAAUAUGAAUGUUCUCUCAAAGUCCAAGGUCUGUUGUAUAUGGCUGUGGUAGCUGGGCAGUAAAGGUUACACUGUCUAUGACUAUGGCUGUCAGUUCCCAAGACUGCGAGUGAGAAGGUUCCUAACCCUCAACUGCUCAGCUCUGUGCUUGGAAUUGAUUCUGCCUUGCUUGUAAUUGGCAUUAGGUAAAAGCACCUGGUAAAAGAGUAAAUGUAAAUGGUUUGGCUGUACUACACAUUUUGCUAGCAUUAGAUAUGUCUGGGAGAAAAUGGUUUUCUGUGUUCUUGUCUUCCAAACAUCUUUUCACCAUUGACGAUCUUUUUGUUUGUUGUCUGCCUUAAGACAGCUUCUAAGCCUUCUUUAAGACACUGUGCCUCGUCUUAAUUGUUGCCAUGGCCUAGUUAAUUCAAAUUAAUUCUAAGAAGACUUUUUUUAAAAUUAGAAUUUACUGUGCAUCACUUAAUGUAAAUGAGCAUGAUUACCAAAACUUUCUCCUCUUGGUAGAUCUCUCUCUCCAUCACAUAUUUUCCUGCUUUUAAAUUUACAUUCUGAGCAGCUUGUCUGUGGGUAGAGAAAUGGCACAAACGCAGUAACAGCUGUGCCUGCUUAACGCAGAUUCCACAUUAUUGUCUUUCAGAUGAAAGUUUCGUUUGAGCACCUGGCAGUGCCAGUCCGCAAUGUGGCAAGGACGCGUUCUAUAUUAUGGGUACAGGAAGUCCUGAGUGGGAUUAAUUUAAAUGGAACACACUGUGCUGACUGUCUUCCUCCACUUUGACUGGUCUGAUGAUCUGGCAUUGGGUGUAAAGAAUGAAAAGACGAAAGGCAAGUUGGGUGCAGAGUUGUAGCACAGAAGUGUGUGUUCCAUGUUUUAAAAUUUUGAUGUACGUUUAUGAAAUCUCCAGGUACUUUGUAUAUUAUUUCAUGAAUAAAUCCCUGGGAUUGAUUAUGAGAUGGUCAUGGAUUGAAAACAUAACUAUAAGGGGAAACUGUUUCAGUCUUCUGUUCUGAUUCAGAUCUUCUGAUUGAAGAGGGACAAGAGAAACACAUACAUGGUCAUUCCUUUAUGAUAAUUAGGACAGCCAAGACACACAAAUAAGAACUUAUUGGAUGACAUUUGCUUUUAAAAAUGGAUCCUAUAAAUAUCUAUACUGUGUGCUUAUAUUUUUUUUAAUCAGAAUGACCCUUGUCCCAUGCGUCAAACAAAUACAGGCAGGCACGCAGAAAUGGGUUUGGAGUAAUUUCACACUCACAAUCUUUUUUUCUGGAUUAUUCCUGUAAUAAAAUAGAACCCAAAAAAGAAAACUGCCUCAAAUUAUUUACACAUAUAAUUCUUGAUAUCCAUGUUAACAAAUCAUGGUACCAACAAUACAAGUGACUAAUGUACACUGUAUUUAAGGUUGGUAAAUAAAAUAAAUCUGGAGACAAAUUUAAGUAUGGGGUAAAUCAAGAUAAGAACUGUACGAGGGAGGAAGCCAAUACUAUGAAGCCUUUAGGUGAUUUUAUUUUGAUUAACAAAAAAAUAAUGGAACUGUAAAGUGGAAUGGGCUGAGAUAUAUCAUGUUAUACCACAGUGCUGUUGAAUUCCUGAUUCUGAUUUGUCAAAAAGUGCUGCUUCAACUUCCAUAAAACAGCUCUGACAGUAAUGCUAUCUCUAAUUCAAAUCACAGGUUUAUAUUAAUACAUUCCAAUACAUUAUUUUUUCUAUAGCUACAUCUCAUUCAAAGGGACUUGCAUGGUGGAUGCUCUACAUAACCUUAGGCUAAUAAUAAAUGGAUAUAAAAAGGAAAAUGUAUAAUCGUUGAUGUCGUGAAUUUAUUUAGCAUUUAUGGAAGAAGUCUCAGUGUCGAUACUUUGAAGCAAUUAGUAUGUUUUCCACCAUGGAAGAGUGUUCAGGACAGAGGACAUUGCGCUUUCCGCAUGACUAACAGCAUUUUUUUUCUUAUUACCAUUCAACAUUAAUUCAAGAAAGAGAGAAAAGGAGAAGCUGGUGAGAGAACUGUUUAUUGUUCUUAUAAAUGUAAGUAAUAACAGGAACUAAUUUGUCUCACAGAUGUUCCACAACAUUAAAUGUAACUAUAAAAAUUAAACAUCACCUUCACUAAUAAAUAAAAUUGUUGGAAAUCGCUGUAGUAUAAUCGCUGUAGUAUGGGUGCUGUUGUAGGAAAACAAUCCAUGACUGAGUGUUUUGAUGCAGACGUCCAGAACCCAAAGUGUUUUAUUCCUUACUUAUUGUAGCCUGUAGCUAAAUUAAUUGCAACGCCUAAAUGACUGCUUGUUCUGCAAUCUACGUCUAAUUUAAAGGACAUUUUAUUAAAUAUAUAUUUAGCAGAACCAACUUCAUUUUAUGGUCAUGCAUCUUGUAAUUUAUGGGCUUUGACAGGGAUUUGACUUACACUGGUGGUUUGUAACCACUCUCACUACUUACUCAGCUGGGCUUUGUGUCCUUAGAGUGUCGUUAUCACAUCAAGAAACUUUCCCUAGAAACAAGGGACAAGGAUGUCAAGGAUGUGAAUUAUUUACCACUCUAAUUUUCUCCAUUAUGUUACAAACGAAUGAUUGACCAUAUGGGUCCUGAUAGUUGGAAUCAUGAUCAGGUUUUAGUAUUCACGGAUGCCCCUGAUGCCUACUUCUGUGCUACUCUUGGGCUUGCUGUUAAAACUGUUCUGGACAUGCCACUGGAGAUUCGAACUAUGACAAGGAGACAUACAUAAUUUUUAUGAAAGGAAUUUUUAAUAGUAUCUAUCAUUUCUAUAGAAAAAGUUUGUUUUAAGUAAACCUGAAGCCAUGCCAGUGCAGGUUUGUUCUGGGAAGUUUAAAAAAAAAAUGUGUACAAAGAGAAAUGGGAAUAUGAAUAUUCUCUGCUGAUAUUGCCUCAUUUUUUUGGUGUGAUGGUGGCGCUGGACGACAGCCACUCUUAACCUCUACCUGCUGUUGCCUUUGGUUUCUGUACUCCUUUUAAGAGACUAACAAUAAACUAAGAGGGCAAACAAACAUAUCAGAGCUUGUUUAGAACUUUACACAAAUUGAUUUAUGUUCUUUGUCUACAGAGGAUUGAUUACAACUGAAAUUUUAUCUGAUAAAGCUUUAAAGUUAUUUGUUUGAUUUUUUGAAAGUUUCAGUGUAUUUAAUGUACAUAAAUCUUUGCUUUAUUUGAAUGAAUUUAUGACGGAAACAGUUAUUUAGACCAAACAACAGAGAAUCUGUCUGUGCGGCUUUUUGAUAUUGUCUAAUUUCCGGGUCAAAUGUUGCUCAGCCUCACGCAUGGAUCAUGUAAAUACAACAGUUAAUGGAGGACUUUUCUAUUUUUUCUUUCACUCUUUAAGAGUAGCGUAAAAUUUUACACAUCAUAUACAAUGAUGUCAUUCCUAACAAUGGCAGUCAUUUUUAAAUAGUCUUGAUCUAACAAUAUUUAAGCUUUAUUUGCAAAAAUUUGCCUUUUUAGCUCCAUGCAGAUUAAACUGUAUUUUUGUUUGAUCUUAAGUUCUACAAAGUGUACCUAAUAAUAUCAUCUCCAUGUCCUGUUAACAACAAAAUUUCAAUAAAAGCAAAAAUGACCAGUUA
This is a messenger RNA of Pangasianodon hypophthalmus (striped catfish), 10316 nucleotides long. RefSeq names its product matrix metallopeptidase 24 (gene mmp24). Gene Ontology annotation, cellular component: extracellular matrix. The coding region runs from base 191 to 2023 and encodes 610 amino acids. NCBI's taxonomy places the organism in Eukaryota, Metazoa, Chordata, Actinopteri, Siluriformes, Pangasiidae. The transcript is spliced from 9 exons. Gene Ontology annotation, molecular function: zinc ion binding; metalloendopeptidase activity. Gene Ontology annotation, biological process: extracellular matrix organization; collagen catabolic process; proteolysis. The record is from RefSeq and is a predicted model, not a curated record.